Molecule: messenger RNA, 957 nt
Organism: Paramuricea clavata
Lineage: Eukaryota; Metazoa; Cnidaria; Anthozoa; Malacalcyonacea; Plexauridae
Source: the annotation of a GenBank genome assembly
AGAUGGCGUUCGCUACGUUUAGGAAACGCGAAGAUGAACCGCAAGAGUUCUACGUCCAUUUGAACUCAGUCUGCGAGCUCAAGGCCACACAAGAAACAGAAAUAUUGAAGCAUUUUGUAUCCGACAUGUUGCAUCGGUCUUCGCCGAAUUCACAACGGCGUGCACAUACGUUGAUGAAACUCGCGCCCAGAAUCGAAACGGAGAAUAAAAAGUACAUCAAGGAACGAAUGUAUAGAAAGCUUGCGACCGAAGCACAAAACGCAGUUUUUGGCAAGCCGUAUGCGCCUGACAACGCCACGGACCAGUAAAUAUGUCAUUGAAAUAUAUUAGAGUGCAGCGAUAGGCAUCCUGGCUAAAGCCAGCAGUGUGGCAGUCUGAACUGCAGUUGACAGUGUUCGCGUUUGAUAUAACCUGACAGUAUCAGGCUUUAUCUAACGACAGAACGUUUGAAACAUCGCGUAUUUGAAGGACUGCAAUACUAUUUGUGUGUGAUUGUACAGAAAUAUUUAUGUUCACACAAAAAGAUUAAAACUGUCAAGAUGAAUUUGCGACUGUAGUCAAACAGUUCAAAUAUUAGUUCAAGCCCUCUGGCUCUGCAAGGAAUUCGUAAGCGAAUUCAUGGUUUGGAGGCGUAAACACGGGACGCUAUGCCUAUGUCGCUAUGAACAAACGUUAACCAAACGGAAACGAUCAGAUUUCCGUUCGAUUUCGUAGUCUCAUGUGGAAGAUUUAUCAUAAACAGUUUAAUUUAUCACAAACAAGAGUCGGUAGAUGGCUAACAAGACAGUGUUUUAUCUCUAGACGUUUUUACGAAUUGUGUUUUGAUGUCGUUGGUCUGUACCGACAGUAAUUGUAAUAUAGUGUGUCUAAUUUAUAUUUAAGAAUCUUGUACAAUCUCGUACAAUACAUAAUGCAUAAGCGUAUUAGAAUUAUUAAAUUUCGCUCGACAAAUAAAAG